Molecule: messenger RNA, 915 nt
Organism: Geodia barretti
Lineage: Eukaryota; Metazoa; Porifera; Demospongiae; Tetractinellida; Geodiidae
Source: the annotation of a GenBank genome assembly
AUGGCAACGUAUUUACCAUAUCGUCGUAGUGUCGAGAAAGAGAUAGCUCGAGAUGUUACUGUCCCCAUUUCCUGUGACGGAAUUAUACACAUAAUUGGGAGCAAGAUGUUUAAGACUAUACUCCAUGCAGUCUACUCUCCACUAGAACUCCCGUCAAAGGUGAUUACUUCCAGCGACAAGGAGAUGGUGGGCUCUAUGCUAGCUUCAUGGACAAAGAGAGGGCAGGCUGUUCUUAGUAAACUCCUAAACUCAGAAAUGCAAACAGCUAGUGUAUCUGAUACUGACAUGGUAUACCUGACCGACACUGUCAAUUCGAUUUUGCAUGGUAAUGGAUUUCAAGCACUCGCAAUUGGCACUGCUGUAGGUGAGGCAGAAGACAGUUUGUUUUCAUUUCCUAACGAACGCCAUUGCCUGAACUCUGGGUUUACCACCCAAAGACGGCACUUAUUACAACACAGACGGAGAAGCACUGUUCGCGACGCUUUUUCCAGUUUCAGAGAAAGUUUACAUAAGAUAUCUGCUCAUUCAAAAAGGAUUCACACUGAUGAUGAUGAUGAUGUAAUUCUCAACAAGGACUAUACCACAAUAUACUCUUCGUUUUCGGAGUAUCCCCAGCAGUCGAAAGUUCCAAACUUGGCCAAGAUGACGCGUCCUUCUCUAACUGUCACUGCUAAUGUUGAGGAGUCGAAACUUGAACCAGAUAAAAAUCUGAAUGAUGAGGAUGAAUUGCAGACUAGUGCUGCUGACUUGGCCAACACUGUAAACCAUGCUAUCAUGCUAUUCAAAAAGGGGUCGGCUGUAAUUUCUGCGGCUGCAACCGAGCUAGACGAUGAAGUGUUCAAGUUUCAUGGAAUAGAAGUUCCAUUUCAAUGCCAAACCUCCAAAAACAAUGGUUGUCGGCGUCUCCACCACUGA